AUCUAAAAGUAAAAACUUUUUUAAUUUUAUACGCCCUUCUUUAUUCAGCGAUUAAAUUUUCUAUUUUUUUUCUGAGAGUCCUAAUUUGAAUACAGAAAUUUAAACAUUUUUGAAAAUAUUUUAAUCAUGCAACCGAAGUUACAAAUUAUCGUGGCACUGUGCGUUAAGAAUAGAGGGAUUGGACUGAACAAUUCAAUUCCAUGGAAACUUCCAGGUGACAUGACAUUUUUUAGAAAGCUCACUUCUGAAACAAGCAUUCUUGGUUCCAAAAAUGCAAUCCUCAUGGGAAGAAAAACCUGGGACUCAAUUCCAAGCAAUCUGAAACCUCUUAAGAAUAGACUGAAUGUCGUAAUUAGUAGGACAUUAGAAUGUCCAGACAUCAAUGGAAGGUUACACGUCUCGAAAUCCUUCGAAGAUGCAGUCGAAUUUGUGGCCUCCGACAAAUCAAUUGAUAAGAUUUUCAUCAUUGGUGGAUCUAGUAUUUAUGAUCUAGCUCUUGCCAGUAGUACAUGCUAUAAUGUGUUUAUCACAGAGAUCAGCAAUGAUUUUCAAUGUGAUACAUUCUUCCCAAAGUUCAACCAAGAUGCCUAUAAACUCAUUAAAUAUCCUGGUCAUAGUACAUCAGUGCAGUUAGAAAAUGGUAUUGGCUAUCAAUUCACUUGCCAUCAUAAGAUAAGAAAUACCGUGGAUGACGUAAAGAACAAAGAUAAUUUACCUAUAUAUUCCGUUGUUGCUAUGGACAAUAAUAGGGGAAUAGGCUAUGAAAAUCAUCUGCCUUGGCCAUAUAUAGAUAAGGAUUACAAGCAUCUUAUAUCUCUUUUGCAAGGAAAAACUGCCAUCAUUGUAGGCAGGCUAACAUGGGAAUCAAUGAAGGACGCGGAGAGGCAUAUUGAAGGUGCCGUUUAUAUAGUUGUCGGUUCCAAAAAGCACCUUUUGAGCUACCCCGACCUAAUUUGCUCCUUUGUGCCUACACUCGUGGAAGCAGUCUGUCUGGCCUGUGACUUUUACGAUGACAAACUCGUUACUAAGAUCUGCUUCUUGGGGGGUAGUGCUAUAUACAAGGAGGCCAUAGAGAGUGGCCUGUGCGAGACAAUCUACCUAACUCGAAUCGAUGCUUCGUACGUAUGCAAUGUCUUCAUGCCCGACUUCGAAAGCGAGUUCAUCCUGGACACUGACUACCCUGAUGAUUAUUACAACGUGCCCUACAUUGAAAACGGUAUUCAGAUGACAUUCCAAGUCUACAAGAAGAAAUAGGUAAUUAUUAACAUGAUGUUAUCUUCAACAAAAGAACGUCUAUCUUCUGCCACUGUUAUAUAUUCACAUUUUCAAAGUGACUUUUUGUUGAGACAUUAUCUUUAAUAUUUCCAUUAUCUAGAAAUAACAAUACUAUUUAGAAUUCGUUAAAUGUUUUUCAAUGGGCCAAGUUGUAAAGCUGAUUGAUUGAUUCUAAUUUUUAAAUAUUAAUAACUACCUAUAUUUAAUCUAUAGAUUGAUGGUAAAAUCACGAAUGAAUGAAUGAAUGAAUGGAUGGACGAAUGAGUAAACGAACGAACGAAUGAACGAAUAAAUGGCUGAAUAAGUGAAAUGAAAAUGACAGCAUUGAUUAUUAUUACCUCAAAUUUUUUUUAAAAUCUAGAAAUACCUUGGCUCACUUGUUCGCAUUAUACGAACACGCACACACACACACAUAUAUAUAUAUAUACGUAUUUGGUCAUACGUUGUUUUUAUUUCUGUGUCUGAUAUACAUAGGCAAAUUUAACUUCUUUUGAUAAUUGGCUUAAAUUCAGCUAAGGAUGGACCACAAGAUAUAUCUUGAUAACUUUUAUACUUUAUUAUUUGGUUUGUAUUAUAUAUAUAUAUAUAUAUGCUUGUAUGUGCGUGUGCGUGUGUAUGCGUGUUAGUGCGUCUGUAUUGCUCUAUACCUCACCUAAAUAUUGCUUGAAAAAUUUUACUCCAUUAUAAACAGAAUGAAUUGGGAAAGCUUUUUUUAUUGUCAACAAAAAUUAAUCUACAAAAAAUAUAAUAGAAUAAAUAACUAUCUAAUUAAUUAAAUAGCUAAAGAUAGCUAAUUAAUUAAUCAGCUGCAAAUUAAAAUCAGUUAGAUUAAAGGAUUAAAGUA
Molecule: messenger RNA, 2119 nt
Organism: Helobdella robusta
Lineage: Eukaryota; Metazoa; Annelida; Clitellata; Rhynchobdellida; Glossiphoniidae
Exons: 13
Coding region: 127-1254 (375 amino acids)
Biological process (GO): dihydrofolate metabolic process; glycine biosynthetic process; folic acid metabolic process
Cellular component (GO): mitochondrion
Molecular function (GO): dihydrofolate reductase activity; NADP binding
Source: RefSeq, a predicted model, not a curated record